This is a messenger RNA of Triplophysa rosa, 2546 nucleotides long. It is a transcript of the gene pfkfb4b, whose product is annotated as 6-phosphofructo-2-kinase/fructose-2,6-biphosphatase 4b. Gene Ontology annotation, cellular component: cytosol. Gene Ontology annotation, biological process: fructose 2,6-bisphosphate metabolic process; fructose metabolic process. Gene Ontology annotation, molecular function: fructose-2,6-bisphosphate 2-phosphatase activity; 6-phosphofructo-2-kinase activity; ATP binding. The transcript has 14 exons. Bases 144 to 1577 code for a protein of 477 amino acids. NCBI's taxonomy places the organism in Eukaryota, Metazoa, Chordata, Actinopteri, Cypriniformes, Nemacheilidae. The record is from RefSeq and is a predicted model, not a curated record.
AUGUUUGGUGGUAAUACGGUACAGUCGGUCUUUCAUAUUGCUCAGGCGAUGUGACAUACAGACAGACGGAGCCCACUAGUUCAGUGCGCUUUGUGGUCGCAGACGUUCAUCUCUAAGAAUCGGGUCAUGAUAACACAGCCAGGAUGAGUUCUGCAGAAGAUGUUAUAAUGGCGAUUCCACGAGAGCUCACACAAAACCCACUGCGUAAAAUAUGGAUGCCAUGCAAGAACGGGCUACCGGAAAAACAUAUAUCUCAAAAGAGAGUGUGCAUGACCAACUGUCCCACCCUCAUUGUGACUGUGGGCUUACCAGCCAGAGGAAAAACGUACAUCUCUAAAAAACUCACACGCUACCUCAACUGGAUUGGUGUUCCAACAAAAGAAUUCAACGUGGGACAGUAUCGGAGGGAAUGUAUAAAAAUCUACAAGAACUUUGAGUUCUUUCGGCCAGAUAACGAAGAAGGGCUGAAGAUAAGAAAGCAGUGUGCUUUGGCAGCACUCAAUGACGUCAGGCAGUACCUCAGUGUUGAGGGAGGCCAGGUUGCUGUGUUUGAUGCCACAAACACAACCAGAGAAAGGAGGAACACAAUCAUGAGAUUUGGCGAACAAAAUGGCUAUAAGAUUUUUUUUGUGGAGUCUGUGUGUGAAGACCCCACGAUUAUUGCUGAAAACAUUGUGCAGGUGAAGUUGGGUAGUCCAGAUUACACCGACUGUAACACUGAAGAAGCCAUCCAAGACUUUAUGAAGAGGAUCAAAUGCUAUGAGAACAGUUACCAGCCGCUGGAUGAAAACUUAGACAGAGAAUUGUCAUAUAUUAAAAUAAUGGAGGUGGGCCAGCGAUAUUUGGUGAAUCGUGUGCUUGACCACAUUCAGAGCCGAAUCGUUUAUUAUCUGAUGAACAUUCACAUCACACCACGCUCCAUCUACCUCACUCGCCACGGAGAGAGUGUUUUGAACGUCAAUGGUCGCAUCGGAGGAGACUCAGGCCUGUCGCCUCGUGGAAAAGAGUAUGCUGAGUGUCUGGGCAAGUUUAUUCAGGAUCAGAACAUAAAGGAUCUCAAAGUUUGGACCAGUCAGAUGAAAAGAACCAUUCAAACCGCCGAGGCAUUGGGUGUCCCCUAUGAACAAUGGAAAGCACUUAAUGAGAUUGAUGCUGGCGUGUGUGAAGAGAUGAUGUAUGAAGAGAUCCAAAAACAUUUUCCUCUGGAGUUUGCCUUGAGGGACCAGGAUAAAUAUCGCUAUCGUUACCCUAAGGGAGAGUCUUAUGAGGAUCUGGUCCAGAGAUUGGAGCCUGUCAUCAUGGAGCUGGAGCGACAGGAGAACGUUUUGGUUAUUUGUCACCAGGCUGUUAUGCGCUGUCUGCUUGCUUACUUCCUGGACAAGAGUGCAGGGGAGCUGCCGUACCUGAAAUGUCCCCUACACACAGUCCUGAAGCUUACCCCUGUGGCCUAUGGCUGUAAAGUGGAGUCAAUCAGUCUUAACGUGGAGGCAGUAAACACUCACAGGGACAAACCUGAGAAUGUGGACAUCUCCCGUUUGGCAGAAGAGGCCCUUCUCACUGUGCCUGCUCACUACUGAUCUAUGACUUCACAUCCUGUACUUCAGCAACACUCCCAUCAGUCUGUUCCAUCCACUCCUCUCUUCAGUUUCUGUGUGUUCAGGAACAUUUGGCAGAAUAUGCAUAUUUCUAUGUUCUCUCUCUAUUGUCAGAUAGGUAACUGGAAUCCAGUUAUUAUUGUAUACUAACCCUAAUUUUGGGGUGCGAGUCGGUUUGUGUUUGCGAUUGAGGUUUGCAAAAAGCAGAUCUGAAAGAGAUACAAUUUCCUGAAUAGUUGUCUUUUUGUCUUUUUCUUUUUUUAUGCUGAAAAUAACUUUUUUCAGGUGGGAUUGAAUAAUUGUAGCCUUCCGCCCAUUGGUCAGUGUUUUAAACAUUGGCAAAAUAUUACAGCUCGUUCAUACAGGGAGUUGUUUAUAGUUUAGCUGUCAUUCAACACUAAAUGUUACCAGUUGAAAUACAUGUAACUGGUUUUGAAAAAUAACAGCAGAAUUAUCAGUGUACUUUGUGCAGUUUUUUGAGUCCACCUAGAUAUUGCAAUCAAUGAAAAGCAUUGAUUCAUGAAGCAUUCUGAAUGAUACAAAUAUUUAAAAUUCUGCAAAAGCCAAAUACAAUGUUUACAAGUCUUGUUUAAGCCUUGUUAAAAUAGCAGGCUUUAUUUGCACACGAAUCAUUCUUAAGCAUACUUUCCUAAAUCGUAUUUUUUAAAUUGAUUUGUUUAAAUUUACUUAAUUUUUUGCAUGUUUACUCUUUCAAAUAUUGUAUACUAAAUUAAGAGUGAAUGUUUUCAUCUCUAUUUUUGUUACUGUUAAGUAAUGGGACUUUUUGGGAUUAUGAUUUGAACAGCACUUUUAGAACAGAGUGGAAGGAGCUCUGUGAAUCAUUUCUAUAGGUCUUCCCUGUGAAUAGUUGAGCUAUGCUAAUGUUUGAAGCUCAGCUCUCAGUUAGACACACAAUGUAAAAAGUUUUCCAAGGACCAUCAAUAAACCUUA